UAGUUAAGUUUUAGUCUUAGUCGCGAGAGAACCCUUUUUUUGUGCAAGAACAAAAGAAGAACAACAAAAUUCACGAAAAAAGGAAGAUAACGAAUUUUUGAAAAUAUGUUCAAUUCACGUAAAAUGAAUAUCGAAUCUUUCGAUAGUCAUUACAAUGUACCUAUGAAACAGUAUUCGGCGGCCUGCAUUAAUAUACCUUUAAAAAAGAAUUGGUCCGACAGUUGGUGCGCAUUGCCGGAAACUUUUGAUCAUUGCUUAGAUAAAAUAUUACAUUUUGAGGUCAGACCUCGAGAUGUAUUUGUAGUAACAUUUAUGAAAUGUGGUACAACUUGGAUGCAAGAAGCUGCUUGGUUAUUAUUGAAUGACUUGAAUUUUGAAAAAUCGAAAGAGAAACGAAUAUUGGAACGCAGUCCAUUCUUAGAUUUUAUUGGUUUAUUACCGCCGGGCUCAGGAUUGGAACUCGAUCCAUUGAAAUUAACUGAGCAAUUACCCGAUCCUCGUCUUAUAAAAUCCCAUAUGCCCGCGAAUUUGUUGCCCUCACAAAUUUGGCAGAAAAAACAGAAGACUAUUUAUGUAGCUCGCAAUAUUAAAGAUGUGAUUGUUUCGUCAUUUCACUUUGUGCAACACGGCAUGUGGAAAGGUGAUUCUAUAGCCGAUUAUGUCAAUAAUUUUAUUAAUGACGAGAUUCAUUGGACACCAUUUUGGACUCAUAUUGUCGAUUUUUGGAAAAUGCGUAACGAAUCAUUUAUAUUUUUCGUGACUUAUGAGGAAAUGAUAAAAGAUUUGCCUGGCGUUAUACGGAGAUUGUGUCAAUUCUUGAAUAGACCUACGCUAACAGACGAAGAACUAAAUCGUUUAGUAGCGCAUUUAUCAUUUGGCAAAAUGAAAGAUAAUAGACAAGCAAACUUAACGGAAAUGAUGAAAGAAACGUUUCCCGAUGUUCCUGAAAAUUUUCAAUUUAUGCGCCGCGGCAUCGUAGGCUCUUAUCGAGACGAGUUGACACCCGAGCUGCAGGCUAAAAUUGAUACAUGGACUGCUUCAGUUUUAGCAAAACAUGGUCUAACGGAAAAAGAUAUAUUUGGUGAACUGUAACUUAAAAUUAUCAAACGCCUAACUUCAACUAUCAAGCACACUAAAGUUUCGGUUGUUACUUGCCUAUCAAUGUUAACAAAUAAAAGAAUUACGAUAGAAAAUA
Messenger RNA from Glossina fuscipes, 1195 nucleotides. RefSeq names its product sulfotransferase 1 family member D1-like. Gene Ontology annotation, cellular component: cytoplasm. The coding region runs from base 106 to 1092 and encodes 328 amino acids. Lineage: Eukaryota; Metazoa; Arthropoda; Insecta; Diptera; Glossinidae. The transcript has 6 exons. Gene Ontology annotation, molecular function: sulfotransferase activity. Gene Ontology annotation, biological process: sulfation. The record is from RefSeq and is a predicted model, not a curated record.